Molecule: messenger RNA, 3001 nt
Organism: Panicum virgatum (switchgrass)
Lineage: Eukaryota; Viridiplantae; Streptophyta; Magnoliopsida; Poales; Poaceae
Product: sufE-like protein 1, chloroplastic/mitochondrial
Exons: 4
Coding region: 115-1233 (372 amino acids)
Source: RefSeq, a predicted model, not a curated record
UCCUCACCAGUUUUUCUUCUUCUUUUCCCCCUCUCCGUGAAGUCACAAAUAAUAUUCUUCCACAGACCACCGGAACGGAACCAAUCCUCCUGCGCCGCAACCGCUUUGCCGUCCAUGGCCUCCGCCGCCAGCACCGCCGCCGCCGGGGCCCCGCUGCGCCUACUCUCCUCCUCCUCGGCUCGCCUCUCCAAGCCCCUCCUUCCCCGCCCCCACUGCCUCACCCUCUGCUCCCCCAUCUCCUUCCAGCGCCUGACGGCCCGGUCCGCCGCCUCCACGUCCCCCUCCCCCUCCACCACUUCCUCCUCCCCAUCCGGCUCCGUCGACCCGUCUCAGCUACCCCCAGCGCUCCGCGACAUCGUCGGCCUCUUCCAGUCCGUCCCCGACGCGCGCACCCGGUACAAGCAGCUCCUAUCCUACGCCGCGCGGCUGCCGCCGAUGGACCCGGCGCUCAAGACCGACUCCAACCGCGUCCGGGGGUGCGUAUCCCAGGUCUGGGUCCACGCCGAGCCGGAGGAGAACGACGGCGGCGGCCGCAGCGUCAGGUUCCACGCCGACUCCGACGCGCAGCUCACCAAGGGCCUGGCCGCGCUGCUCGUGCUCGGGCUCUCCGGUGCGCCCGCGGCGGAUGUGGCCAAGGUGCCCGUGGAGUUCAUUGAGCUGCUGGGGAUAAGGCAGAGCCUCUCGCCCUCCAGGAACAGUGGCCUGCUCAACAUGCUCAACCUCAUGAAGCGCAAGGCCCUCGAGAUCGCCGGAGACGCCGGUGGUGAUUCGACGACGAGCCAACAAUCAGUCCAGGAGGUUGCUGAACCACGAGCCAAUGGCAUUGAGAACAAAGGGUCCGAAUUUGCGGCAUUCGGUGUGCAAGAGGAUGAGAAAUCGGUGGCAGAUAUGCCUAGUCAGGAGGAACAAUUGGAGGAAGUGCCAGAUAAUUUUGUUGAAGGGAAUGGUUCUUCUUUGGGAGGUGGGAGGAAAGAGAGGAUAAGGGAGAGUCUGGAGCGCGCACUUUCGCCCAUGGAGUUGGAGAUUGAGGACAUAUCGCACCUCCACAAGGGCCAUGCUGGGGUGGCAGGGAGCAAUGGGGAGACACAUUUCAAUGUGAGGGUGGUGUCGAAGGAAUUUGAGGGGAAGAGCUUGCUCAAGAGGCACAGGGCUGUGUAUGAUCUCCUGCAGGAUGAGCUUAAGACUGGGUUGCACGCGCUGUCAAUCGAUGCAAAGACUCCGUCUGAAGUUUAGGAUGCAAAUGAAAUGUUUGCCAAUUCUGGUCAGCAUUAUCAAAACAUGGGAACAAGUGGAUGCAAACUAUAGAUUGUCUAUCAGGCUAUAUGAUCAAGUAAAAACAAGGUACAAACUCGACGACAAUGAAAAUUUUGCUUGAGAAAAGUUACGACAGGAAAGAGGGACUGUAUAGAUUCAGAUGUUUUAAAAUGGAUUUUAGAAGUUACCUAAUAUGAGGAAGGUAAAAGAACACAUACUAUCCCAUGUUAUCUUUCUCCAUGAACAACCUGUUGAUUUUGGCCCAGUGUACUACAAUGCUAGGCAUUAAAAUCACUGCUAUUUAGAAACUAGCAUUUCUUUUUUUAAUAAAGACCAGCAUUUGUUUUUAUCAGACACACAUAAAUGUGUGUGUAGACUUUUUCUAGUAUUAAUUCAUGUUCAAGUAAGGAUAAUGGUGCAGUGAUGAUGUUAAGUUCUUGCCCUAAUUUGAUGUGCAUGUCAACUAGGAACCACUCUUUAGCUUUGGAACCCCACCUGGUCUACAGGUGAUGGAUCUUGGCAAUAUUGGAAUGAACAGUUUAAAGUGCACCUGGCUAAUGUCACUGACUACGAAAUUGUUGAACCGUAUCAUAAAUAAUACUGUACGAUAUUGUUUAACCAUAUUAUAAAUUGAAUUAUGGAAUAAAAUAUGGGUUCCACUUAUCAUAAUAAAAUUUCAGUUUUGAGAAGUGUGAAUGUUGAAUCAAGGUAGACCAAUCGAAUAACUUAGAGGCAAUUGGCAGGUUGUCAAAGUCUUGGCAUGUGUUUAGUUUGGGAACAUGCAGGGUUGGGAUGGUGAGAUGGUCAAAUUACAGAUUUAAGGGAUGGGAUGAUCCCGUCUUGUGUUUGGCUGUGGGGAUGGGGUCAUCCCUUGUUCCAUGUUUGUUUGGGAACAAUGGAAGGGAACAAUGGAAGGUGGGAUAAGACAUCUGCCAUGUGGGCUUCACAUGGCGGUCUCUGUUAUUUUUUCUCUCCUCCCUCCCAUGGCCGCACACGCCUCCACUUCAGGUGCGUGCCUGCACCUCCACUCGCCCUGGCUGUUCCACUGUGCUGCUCGCCGCUGGUUCUGCCACUGCCCCACCCCACCCGUGUCGGUCCUCCGCUUUGCCUGGGUCCAGGCACCGCUCUACCCACCUGUACACCAGCUUCGCUCCGCCUGCUGCUGGCCCGGCGCUGCUCCACGUGGGCCUUGGGGCACCGUCCCACCUGCGCGUCACCACUGGUCGCCUUUUCUCUCCCAUGUUUGAUGGGGAAAACAAGAUUCUCUGGGAAUAAAGAUGCUUAAGCUGGAGCAACUAAAAUUUCUUGGACAAGCUAUCUAUCAUUUAUCAUUUGUGUCAGGUGAAUGUUGUUGGAGCUUGUCCUUGGUGGAAAGAAAGAUAGCGCACAUGGAGGGAAAAUUCAGUGGCAUUUGUGGGCUGUAAUGCCGAGGGCAGACACAAUUUUGCACAUAGGUGUCAAUCGCAUGCGGAAUACCCAGUCAAAUGUGCAGUUGUUUGAAGAACUGGGCUUACAUACUUUUCACGCAAUAAUGUGCAGCUCACUGCUGGAACGGCAGUGGUGCCAGUUGGAAAGUUAGGAACAAUAGAGUUCAUUCUUUCUUUUUCCUUGAAGAAAUUCGUUAUGCAGUCUCUCUCAUUUUUUUGGCAUCUGGAUUUGUUAUUUUGUUUUAUGAUUUUUUUGGCAAUGUAAUACAAUGUUCUGGUAAGAAACUGCAAGUGAUAUAUAUGAUUGUUGUCUGUAGCAA